Molecule: messenger RNA, 3264 nt
Organism: Chlorella variabilis
Lineage: Eukaryota; Viridiplantae; Chlorophyta; Trebouxiophyceae; Chlorellales; Chlorellaceae
Exons: 24
Coding region: 1-3264 (1087 amino acids)
Biological process (GO): protein deubiquitination
Molecular function (GO): cysteine-type deubiquitinase activity
Source: RefSeq, a predicted model, not a curated record
AUGGGGCCGGGGGAGAAGCGGCGGGGCAGGGGCUGCGAGCAUCUGGGCGCCGUGCGGGAGCAGCAGGCCCGACUGCACGCCAGCCUGCUCCACCACUGGCAGCAGCGUAAGGCCGCCGGCCAGCCGCUGCUGCCGCUGGGCGACGGCCUCCUGUGCCUGGGCUGCGGCGCGCGCUGCGCCUCCCCACUCGAGCACGGCAGCAAUGGCGGCGCCGGGCAGGGAGGGUGCACAGGCCACGAUGUACUGCUGGACCUGCGGCGUGGUUCCGUGCUGCCCGGCUGGGCAGCCUGCGGGGCAGCCCGGCCGCCGCCAGGGCUGCCAUGCUCGCGAGGCCUUGUACACUUUGACUUGGCGCUCCAGGCAGCCCUGGCCUCCGCCAAGAGUGGCGGCCUGCCCGGCGGCGGCACCGCAGCAGCCACCAUGCCGCCAGGAGCAGCAGGCCGCGGCCCCAUCGGCAGCGGCGAGGCAGGGCAGGCCGGGGCGCCGCCGCCACCCGGGCAGCCUGCCCACGGCCUUGCCAAUGCCCAGCCGCAGGGGCAGGGGCAGGGGCUGGAACAGGAAGACCAGAAGCAGCAGCAGCAGGCGGCUGGCUCGGCAGCCGCACCAGCAGCCGUGCCAGCAGCGGCAGCAGCACCAGCAGUACCAGCAGCAGCGGCGGCGGCGGCGCUGGCAGAGGGCUUCGCUGCGGUGGCGGCCGACGGCUUCCCGGCUGGGCUGCGCGGCCUGAACAACCUGGGCAACACCUGCUUCAUGAACAGCGUGCUGCAGGCCCUCCUCCACUCCCCCCUGCUGCGCAACCACUUCCUGCUUGAUGCCCACCCGCGCGCCGCCUGCACCCUGGCCGCCGGCGGGGGCGCCUGCGUGCUGUGCGAACUGGACGGCGUCUUCAGCGCCGCCUACUCGGGCCGCCGCGCCGCCUACAGCCCCGCCCCUUUCCUCUACGCCUGGUGGCAGCUGGCGGGCGGCCAGCUGGCGGGCUACCAGCAGCAGGACUCCCACGAGUUCCUGUGCUUCACGCUGGAGAUGAUGGCGGCGGCAGAUGGCGACCCCGGCGGCCCCGCUGCGGGCGCCGCCGGUACCGCCAGCUUCCCGCCGCCUUCCGCCUGCCUCUCCCGCCGCCUGUUUGGCGGCACGCUGCGCUCGGACCUCAUGGCACCGCUCAUCGCACCGACCAUCCUGCCCCGCCCAGGCGGCGGCGGCGGCAGCAGCGGCGGCGGCGGCGGCGGCAGAGCAGGGAAGCUUGUGGGUGCUGCCCGCCUGUCUCAUGAGAGAGCGGUGGCACGGAAGGCGGCGGCGGCGGCGGCGGCUGGCGAUGCAGCAGCGGCGGCACCAGCAGCAGCAGCAGGCGCAGCAGGCCCCUCGCAAGGGCAGCAGCAGCAGCAGCAGCAGCAGCAGCAGCAGCAGCAGCAGCAGCAGCAGCAGCAGCAGCAGCAGCAGCAGCAACAGCAGCGGCAGCUGAGCGGAUUAGCGGCGGUACCAGUACCGGUACCGCCUGCCGCGCCCGAGAGUAGCGGGGAGGUGGAGCUCAUAGACCUGUGCCACUCGGAUUCCAUGACCUUGGGCGGCGGCGGCAGCGGGAUGGAAGGCCUCUCCGGCCUGGGGGGCCCCUCUGGGCUGGAAGGCGCGUCCGGGGUGCACCCGAGCGGCGGCGGCGUGGCGGCGGCGGACGACACGCAGGCACGCUGGGGGGACACGCUGUCGUCCCCCCGCCAGCAGCUUAUGAGUGCCCCGCUGCCUUCCCUGCAGCUGCUGCCGCACCUGCACCCCAGCUUCCAGCCGCAGCAUCAGCAGCUGCCGCUCCCCUCUUUGCACCUAGAAGGGAAGGAGCUUGCGCAGCGGCAGCAGCGGCCGCCCGCGGCGCAGCAGCAGCAGCGGCGGCAGGGGCCGGCGGCGCCGCCGGGCGGCGGCGCAGCCGGCGGUACCACGCUACCGCCUGCAGCCUCCGGGCGGCCGCCCAUACCGCCCGGCAGCAGGGCGGGGCGGGGAGCGGCCGGCGGGGGCGGCAGGGGAAGCGGCCAGCCCCCGCAGCAGGCGCAGCAGGCACAGCAGGCGCAGCAGGCGCAGCAGCAGCAGCAGCAGCGGGGCGAGGGCAGCUCACCCCCCCAGGGGUACUACCGGUGGCCGGGGGCCUCGCUGCUGGGCUGCCUCAACCGCUUCACUCAAGAGGAGCGGCUGGGGGCGGGGGAGCGGUGGGCGUGCGAGAGGUGCGGCAGCGGGCAGCACGCGGUGAAGCAGCUGUCGCUGCGCCACCUGCCGCCGCUGCUGGCCUUCCACGCCAAGCGUUUUGAGCACGCUGGCGGCUUCCGGGCAGUCGCCAAGAAGCUGGACACCUACCUCAGCUUCCCGCUCAGCGGCCUCGACAUGCGGCCCUACCUGGCUUCCACCAAGCUGCGCAGCCGGUACCGCCUGCCGCCGCCGGGAGAGCGGCAGCCGGAUGGUCGGGUGCAGCAGGCACAGCAGCCGCUUGAGAAGGCCAAUGCGGGACAGCAGCAGCAGCAGCAGCAGCAGCAGGAGCAGCAGCAGCAGGAGCAGGCGGCAGCGGCGCCGCCAGCAGCAGGCGGCGCCAGCGGCAGCGGCGGCGGUACCAUAGGUGGUACCUCCAGUGACGCCCGCUUCCUGUACGACCUGUACGCCGUGGUGGGGGGCCACUACGUGGCGUACGUGCGCGCCGCCGAUGGACGCUGGUACCUGUGCGACGACGCCUGGGUGACGGCGGCGCAGCAAUGCGGCAGCACCUUGAGCAGUGCAGGGGAGCAGGUGGCGGCGCCCCGCAGGCCGCCCCGCUGGCGGCGGCGGGGUGGCGGCGAGCUCUACAGCCUGCUGCAGCCGCUGCAGUCGGCGGCUCGCUCCUCCACGUACCCCCAGCUCUCAAUUACGCGCCCCAUGUGGCCCUUCUCUUCCAAAGCGGAGCUCCCGCCCGAGCAGACCGCAAGGAUCACGCGGAGAUGCGGCGUCGCGGCGGGCACCCUGCAGCACUGCCUGGCGGCCAACCCCGGCAGUCCGGGCAUAUGCAGCAGCCUGGAGACGCAGGUGGUGCACUGCUAUGCAGAGAUAGCCUGCCCCUCCCUGGCAGCAGACCACCAGCGCUGCUUCAAGCGGGUCGUCAACAGCCAGGGCAAGGAGCCGUUCAGCGCCUGCGACAAGGAGGUGGAAGCCAUGCGGAAGUGCCUGCGGCGGUACCGCCUGUACCCCUUUGCCAGCAGCGGCAGCAGCAGCGGCGCGGGCGGCGGCGGCGGCGGCGGCGGCGGCGGGGCGCCGCGGUAG